UUCAGCGGGGCACUUCAGAAAGGUUGAAAGCUCGAAGCGGCGAAUUUAUUCCCCGCAUUCUCGCUCUCUUGUUCGCAAACUCAUUAGCGGUCAAGAUAAUCACAGGAGAAUCUGGUCACUGUCGUCAAUCCAGAUUCCGACUGACAAGAAUGUGGAAUUUAGGGACAUUAGGGGACCAUAGUAACCCUAUUCUUCAGAGUUAUCAGCCAAUCUCCAGAAAAGGUUUGGAAAACCGUCGCUUCUUUUCUUCAAGGAUACCUCAUCGUACAGAUUUAUGCGGUGAUUCUGGUGCACAGUUGAGAGCUUUUGGGAUGUGGAAAGUUGAAAAGAUGGUGAGAAGCAUUGGGAAAACAUCUAAAUCCAGGAGUAAGAAAUAUGCAAAUCUCCCCCCAGAAGGAUUCGAAAGGUCUAAAGAUAAUACUCGAGAAGAAAGCGAAGACAGUUGGAGUGCUUUUAGCAAACCUUCUAUGGAUAAUUUGAGCAGUAAUUCUUCACAGGCAAGCCCUACAAGAGAUGCUGUGCUGAAGGCCUGCACCUUAACAUCUGGGUUUUUAGUAGCUCUAGGUUUGCUAAUUAGACAAGCAUCCCAUGUUGCAUCCGUGGAAGGUUGGUCAAUCCUUGAUACCUCUGCAGAAGUACCAUUUGGCUUAGAGAUGCAGGACGUACCUCUAACAAUUGGAACAGUUGCAUUGAUAUCUUCUUGCCGGUAUAUACUAUUGAAGACAUGGCCAGAAUUUUCUGAAUCAAGUGAAGCGGCCAAUCAACAAGUGCUUGGCUCGCUUCAGGCUUUGGAUUAUCUCGUGGUGGCAUUUUUGCCUGGAAUUAGUGAGGAGCUUUUAUUCCGAGGUGCAUUGCUGCCACUUCUUGGCCUUAACUGGAAGAGCGCUAUAGUAGUUGGUGCAAUCUUUGGUGGACUUCACUUGGGUGGUGGACGAAGAUACCCUUUUGCAAUCUGGGCAUCAUUUGUUGGCUUUACCUAUGGCAUGGCCACAAUAGUGUCCUCAAGUGUCAUCGUUCCAAUGGUUUCCCAUUCACUGAGCAACCUUAUAGGAGCCAUCCAUUGGCGAUAUAAAUCUAGCUCGGAGAAGAUAAUUGGAUAAUUCUGUCAUCUGCUCGUUGUAAUUACAUUUUUCAUCACUGUAGUACUGCUUGCUGUUUGUAAUUUUAAAUAUUCUGCUUAUUUUAUUACGCAACAUUAUAAGUUGUACAGUAAAGUUUCGACAAACAUCUUCAAAAUUAGAAUAGUGGAAGAUAUGAGAGUGCUGAGAUCAUGUUGA
Messenger RNA from Dendrobium catenatum, 1277 nucleotides. RefSeq lists its product as uncharacterized. Gene Ontology annotation, molecular function: metalloendopeptidase activity. Gene Ontology annotation, cellular component: membrane. Bases 150 to 1100 code for a protein of 316 amino acids. NCBI's taxonomy places the organism in Eukaryota, Viridiplantae, Streptophyta, Magnoliopsida, Asparagales, Orchidaceae. The record is from RefSeq and is a predicted model, not a curated record. The transcript has 9 exons. Gene Ontology annotation, biological process: CAAX-box protein processing.